GUCGUCGAAGUUCCUUGGGAUUUCAAGCCAUCUUGUUUGCUGGCUCCUGUUUGACUCACUCUGGUUCUGGCCAGGAAUUGUUGAAGGGUAGAACGCGUCCCUGUGCUAAGGCAUCUUGUCUAAUGAGUUUGUGGUUCCACCUAGAUAGCUGACCUGGUAAGUCUAACUUAUUCUGAUUAUCUUAUCUAACUUAGCACGUGCCUCCAGCAUGGAUCAACUAGCACUCGUCCUAGAUUCGGCCUCUAGCCAGCGUAAGUUACUACCCAGGGAUCCAUCCCCUACCAGGGUUUUAGUCAACCGCGAGCUCUCUGACAGGCUAACUCGAAUCCACCUGUCACCAUCAUGGCCGUUGGUAUGGAAGGCGCAGAUGUCGGAUUCCUUAUCCACGUGGCAAUCAUGGGAGUUGCCAGCUCGGCGAGAUAGCCUCCUAUCAUUGCGGGCUGGCAUAGACGACCCAAGGCUAACAGCUUCUGACGGUGGCUGGGCUCCAUUCCUGCUCACUCUUUCCGCGGUCCAACCAGGGUCGAGAUCCUUCUGCGAAGCUGCCACGAAACAGCUACAAAGCUUCCUAUUGUGGGAUGACUGGUUGAAACGACACGGCUCGGAAGAUUUGACAGCAAAUUUCCGUUGAAGGUCGAAGCGUUCGUGGGAUCGUUGACUGUUUUGCAAUCCAGCCAGGGAUCUGACAGUUUAGACCGAACUGGCGGGGACUCGUCUUCCUGGUUGAGGCGAUACUUGAAUUGCUGGUCAGCAUACAGCACGGCCGGGUUGAAGUCUCACUCCGCUCUACGGCAAUCCCUAGAGGCGGGACAAAUACCCACCCUCCACGAGUACCUCCUUUAUCGUGCGACAACAAGCGUCGCCUGGCCGGCGAUUCUCCUCGCAGCGACUCAGCGCCAGCUGCCCUCUCUCUCCGACUCCGCCUUCCAAGCCCUCCUCCCGCUCAUCUUCACCGCAGCCGCUCUCACCGCGCUCUCCGCCGACUCGCUCCUCGUGACACGUGGCAAGCUCGCCACGUCAGCGUCCUUAUCCGCUGCGCAGCUGUUUGACGGGGAGACGAAUCUUCUUCUCCAGAACUCCCUCGCCGUCGCGUUUGCUGCAGUUGCCAGGCGGAUCGAGCUGGAGGCGGAGGAAUUAGUAGCAGAAGGUGACGAGAGUGACGAACGCGCGGCGUUGCUGGGAUUUGUGCGCGUGGUUAAGAGCGCGGUUCACGGUGUCAUGGCGUGGUACGGCUGCGCCUGGCGAUUCCGAGCCGAGUCGGAUACGAAGAAGGCGACUGUUGAAGCUAACGCUGGCUCGGAUGAUGAUGAAGUGGAUAAGAUGGUGGUGGAGGGAUGCGCUGUGGAGUUAAUUAACGACGUUCCUCAAUGGCUCAUGGACGAGAUCGAGGCUGCUGCUGGUGCUUUUGCUGGGCUGCACUGAGAGGGGAGGAUGGAGAGGCCUACUUUCUUGGAUGCUGACCUGGGGGGAAGCCUGGACCCUGGAGGUGUUUGGCUGUAAGUUGAAACGGGAGAAGGAGCGUCAGUACUGAGAUGCUGUUGUGUGGUGCUGACGGUGAUCUUAUAACGCGGAUGCUCCUGGUGUUUCUGGCGUUUCUGACAAUUCUGAUGCUUCUGGUGCUUAUGAUGGCGAAGGUCUUCGGAUGGUUACCAGCUGCAACAGUACCCAAUAGCCAGUGAUUUGCUCUAUGCAUUGGCACGGGAGUCCGUCUCUCGUCCUGCCACCUCUUGUAUCUACACCCCCUCUUCUCACAUGCAUAUUUAGGUCCUCGUAUCAUGAGUGCGUGUGCUUUGGCAAUCUGCUUAACAAUAGAGUAGAGAGAACGGCGUUAGCAGGUUCUGGUUCUGCAUUGCUUGCCCCCUGAAGCAUGGUUUCUGGCCCGUUGGUGAUUGUGCCUGGAUGCAAAUGGCAUUGCAGGCACUUUCCUGUCAGUCCUGUACCCUGUACAGAGCUACAGAAUUGCGAGCCUCUACCCCUGCAAUGGGGGCUGGAGGUUAAUUGGUUGUGUUGGCUACAGCCUCAGCAGCCUGGUCGCAUUUUACUCUUUUGCGUAACUGCAGCUGAGCCAGUUUCUGUUGCCGAUUUAUCAACUUGGUUGUGGGAUUGAAGUGAAAACACUCGUUCUUGAUAUUCCUUAGGAAUAAAUUCUUAGUCAUAGC
This is a messenger RNA of Closterium sp. NIES-67, 2159 nucleotides long. The record is from the annotation of a GenBank genome assembly. Lineage: Eukaryota; Viridiplantae; Streptophyta; Zygnematophyceae; Desmidiales; Closteriaceae.